Messenger RNA from Acanthosepion pharaonis, 792 nucleotides. The record is from the annotation of a GenBank genome assembly. Lineage: Eukaryota; Metazoa; Mollusca; Cephalopoda; Sepiida; Sepiidae.
AUGUUUUCUUUCUUCUUUCUCAUCAAAAACAUGCGUCUUAUUAGGCAAACGAGCCUCGUUUUAGACUUACUCUCUAUCCAUCUCUCGCUCAAUCUCUCUCUCUCUCUCUCUCUCUUAGUUCUUUAUUUCUAUUUUGUUCUCUUUCUCUCUUUUCCUUGUGUUCGAUUUCUCUUACUUUAUCGUUUUAUUUCCCUCCCUCUCUAUGUCUACCUACUCUCUAUAUUGUUUUUUUUCUCUCUAAUUUUAUCUCUCUUUCCCUAUCGUUCUCCUCUCUUCUUCUUUCAAAUAUCUCGUUAUAAUCCCCCCCUCUCUCUCUCUCUCUCGCGCGCUCAAUCUUCCAGUUUCUCUUUAAUUCUCUUUCAUUUUUUUUGCGCACCCUGUCUCUCACUCUCCAUCUCCCCUGUUCUCUCUUUUUUUCCUUUUAUUUCUAUUUUUUUCCUCUCCCACUUCCUCUCCUUCUGUUUCCCUUUUGUUCUUUUGUUCUCUCUCUUUAUCCUUAUCUCUCUUUUUCCUUCUUUUUUUAACAUCUUUUUUUUUUACUUUGCUCUGCAUCUCAGUUUUUGUCCGGCCAUCCGUUUUAGUUUCUUUUUUUGCAUUCCCUUUCUUUUCUCUCAUUCUUUCUCACAUUCUUUCUCGCUAUAUUUGUUCGUUUCUUUCUUUCAUCACUACGUUUGUCGUCUAUUGACCCCGUCUUUACAUUAUCUAUCUAUCUAUCUAUCUAUCUAUCUAUCUAUCUAUCUAUCUAUCUAUCUAUCUAUACACAUCUAUCUAUACACAUCUAUCUAUACGUAG